Tetrahymena thermophila SB210 is the source of this 4026-nucleotide messenger RNA. RefSeq names its product phospholipid-translocating P-type ATPase, flippase family protein. Gene Ontology annotation, biological process: phospholipid translocation. Lineage: Eukaryota; Ciliophora; Oligohymenophorea; Hymenostomatida; Tetrahymenidae. Gene Ontology annotation, molecular function: ATPase-coupled intramembrane lipid carrier activity; ATP binding; magnesium ion binding. The transcript has 6 exons. Gene Ontology annotation, cellular component: plasma membrane. The record is from RefSeq and is a predicted model, not a curated record.
AUGAGUGAUAAAAAAGAAAAUGCAGUUAAUUUAAAAUAACCGCUUAUUUCGAGCCAUAAUAAUUUGGAUCAAAAUAUGGUGUAAAAAAAUCUAAGUAUAAAUGAUGAUGAAGAAAGGAAAUCUAAUAGUAUUGCUUAACAUGAUAAUCAAAACGUAUAAAAUAUUGUAAAUGAGUUACAGUAAUACAAUAAUCAAGGUUCUUCAAUUGGAAAUUAAAGUGAUCGCAAGUCAAGCAAAGAUGAACAAGAGUUAUAAAGAUUACGUUCCCAAUCCCUAGCUACAAAGCCCAGAAAAUCAGUUUAUCAAGCUCUUAAAGAAAAAUUAACUGAUGUUAAAGAUGUAAAUUGGGAAGAAAAUACUGAUGGCAGAUCAAUCUUUGUAGGCGAAGAAGUUAUUUUAUAUCCCAACAACAAGAUUAAGACAUCUAGAUAUAAUAUUAUCUCCUUUUUACCUCUAAAUAUGUUUGAGCAAUUUUCCAAAGUCUCAAAUAUUUAUUUCUUGCUUAUGGGUUUACUUUAAAUGGUUAAGCCAAUCUCUAACUCAGAAUAACUACCAACAGUUUAUAUUCCUUUACUUUUCAUCGUAUUUGUUGCAGCCCUUAAAGAUAUACUUGAAGAUCUUAAAAGACAUUCCUCUGACAAAGACGAAAACCAUUACAUGACUCAUAAGGCUGUUAAAAUUCAAGAUGCAUCUUUCCGUCAAUCAUCGAGAUUAACUCUUGGCGGAUCAGGUAAAUUCUAAGAUACCUAUAGCGAGAAUCUUAAAGUAGGCAACCUAAUAAAAGUGCGUUAAAAUGAAUAAAUACCAGCUGAUAUAAUUGUCUUGCGCUGCUCAGAUCCCAAAGGCAGCUGUUUUGUUGAAACAAAAAAUUUAGAUGGUGAAACUAAUCUCAAGCCUAAAUUUAUUACUAAAGACAUUCUUAACAACAUCUAUCCAGAUGACAGAUCUCUUCUCAAUAAGAAAGUUAAAAUUAAUUAUGAAAGCCCAAAUCCACUUUUAUACAAAUUUAAUGGAAACAUUUCAGUUGUUGAUGAACAAACUGAUAGACCUAUUGGAAAUUAAGUUAGUCUUGAUGAAAAAAAUAUUAUGCUUAGAGGCUGUGUCUUGAGAAAUACCAAAUGGAUUUAUGGUAUAGUUAUCUACACAGGUCACGAAACAAAAAUCAUGCUCAACGCUCACACCCCAGAUAUUAAAUAAAGUAGUGUCGAAAAAAAAAUGAGCAGGUACAUUCUAGUAGUAUGUAUCAUCCAAUUCUUCUUAUGUCUUUUCGGAGCAGUAUAUUACAUCAUAUGGUACUCAUUCCAAAAAGACAAUUUAGUUUAUUUGGAUAUAACAUCAGAUGAUUUUGAAGAAACUCCUAUUCUAAGUUUAGUUGUUACAAGUGGUAUUUGGUUAAUGUCUAUUUUAAAUAUGGUACCUAUUGCUUUAUUGGUAACACUUGAAAUGGUUCGUUUUAUGCAAGCUAUUGUCAUUUCUAAAGAAAAAUUAAUGAAAAGUUAUAAUGGGUUUGAGCCAACUGUUCAAUCUUCUAAUCUUAAUGAAGAUUUAGGUUAAAUCUAGUGCAUUUUUUCUGACAAAACAGGUACCUUAACUUGCAACAUCAUGAACUUUAAAUGUCUUUUUGUUAAUGGAAUUUCAUAUGGUAGUAUGCAAGAUCGUCACCAUAAAAAAGAAGAAAUAGUUGAAUAAAAGAAAAUACCCAAUGUAAAUUUCCAUGAUCCCGCUUUCUACUCUAUAAUCGAAGAUCCAAGUGAAGAUUAAUAUGAUUAGAUUAAUUUUGCUUUACUCCAUCUAUCACUUUGCCACUCAGUUAUUAUUAGCGAAAAAGAAUAAGAUACCCAAGAUGCCAAAAGACUAUCUUAAAUGAUUUCAGAUACAAUUUAAAAGAGAACCUCAAACUAAGAUAGCUAAAUUUAACAAGAUACACCCUAAAAGGAAUAUGAAUAUUAAGCAGCUUCUCCUGAUGAUUUAGCUUUAGUAAACUUUGCUAAAUAUAGUGGAUUUGAAUAUAUGGGUUCUGAUGCCUAAGAUGUAAUAACUAUCAACAACCAUUAAAAGAAAUAUUAUAUGCCUCACUAAAUGUUUACCCAAGAAGAUAUUUAAAAAACCUAAACCUUAAAAUUCUAAACCUACCAUGUCUUGGAAUUCACCAGUGACCGUAAAAGAAUGUCUAUUAUACUUAAAGAUCUUUAGACAAAUAAAAUCAUGAUUCUUACUAAAGGUGCUGACUCGAUUGUUCUUAAAAGAGUGAAUAAGUAAAUCUAUAGUGAAACAUAAUCAGGACUCGAAUUUGUCCAAUAACUAUAGUAUAGCCUUGAUGAAUAUGCUAAAAUUGGAUUAAGAACUUUGCUUCUAGCUCAAAGAGAAUUAACACAAUAAGAAUUUGAUAAUUGGGAUGCUCGUUAUAAAUAAGCCUCUUCUUCUCUCUAAAACAGAGAAGAAAGAAUGAAUACCCUAAUGGAUGAAAUAGAAUAAAAUCUUGAAAUAGUAGGUGCAACUGCUAUUGAAGAUAAACUAUAGGAUGAUGUAGAAGGAACUAUUUCUUGUCUAAAAGAAGCAGGAAUCUUAUUUUGGAUAUUGACAGGAGAUAAAAAAGAAACAGCCAUCAAUAUUGGUUUAUCAACUAAAGUUUUAGAAACUACUGAUAAAGUUAUAUGCAUAGAUAAUUAGGAUACCCCACUUUUAAAAUAAAUGGAGGAUAUGCUUUUAGAAGUUUCCUCGAAUAAGAAAUAAACAUAUUGCUUAGUUGUUACUGGAGAAAUGCUAACAAUUAUAUUGGAAGAAAAGGAAUUAUCAAGUAAAUUAAUUAGUAUUGGUUCAAAAUGCAAGAGUGUUAUUGCUUGUAGAGUUUCUCCAAAGUAAAAAAAGGAAAUAGUAACUAUUUAUAGAAAAUCAGAGGAAGGAUUUGGUAAAAGAACUCUCGCCAUUGGUGAUGGUGCAAAUGAUGUAAAUAUGAUUACUGAAGCUCAUGUCGGUAUAGGUAUUAAAGGUUUAGAAGGUAUGCAAGCUGCUCGUUCUAGUGACUAUGCUAUCGGUGAGUUCAAGAUUCUAAGAAGAUUGUUGCUCUAUCAUGGAAGAGAGUGUUAUCGUAGAAACUCUAUAGUUAUCCUUUACAAUUUAUACAAAAACACCAUGUAUCUGUGUCCUCUCAUCUUUUUUGGUUUUAAUUCAGGAUUUUCUGGAUCAAAUUUAUAUGAUAUUUAUAUCUAUUAAAUGUAUAAUGCUAUGUUUACAGCCUUCCCUAUUAUUCUUUUCGCAGUUUUAGACAGAAACUUAUCUUCAAAAGUAUUGGUUAAAUCUCCUCAUUUGUAUAAGACUGGUAUUGAAGGAGUAUUCCUCAAUUACAAAGAAUUCCUUCUUUGGUUCGGUCAAGGAUUGUCACAUGCAGCUAUCAUUUACUACUUUGUGAUGUACUCUUUAGAUUCCGUUUUGGAUUUGUAUCAUAUAGCUGAUUUAGUUUAGAUUGGUUAAGUAAUUUUCAUGUUGACCAUAUUUGUAGCUAACUUCAAAGUGAUCAUUCACCAAAAUACAAGUUUUUCCGUAGGAUAUAUUAUCUAAUUCUUAAGUUUCUUAGUUUAUUUCUUGCUUGAAAUAUUCGCAAACUACUAUCUUAAUUACGACCUUUAUAAUAUUCUAACUAGAAUCUUCAGCUAACCUUAUUUCUAUUUGGUAUUUAUUUUAGUUAUGGGUGCUACAGUCUUUUUAGAUUAUUCUUUAGUUAUUUAUAAAGACUUUAUGUACUUUAUGAAACUUGCUGACGAGUAUAGAGAAAGAUAUUAAAAAGAAGGAGAUAAGGCUAAAUUGCGUGAUAAGACCUUUAAGCCUUUGUAUGAAGAUAACGUUAAUGUUUAUUAAAUUCGUAAGACUUUAAAGGGUGACUACCCAGAUGAUACAGUAGAAUCUGAAAACGAGUCUUCAGAAGAUGAAAGCCCACAAUAAGAAAAAAAAAUUAGCAGUAAUAGAUUCAAAAAAGAAAAGCCUCUAAACUUAAACGGUGGUGCUUAAAAUAAGGAAAUAAAUGUUUGA